UAUUUAAAUUAAUUUGUUUUGUUAACUUUCUUGCUGACUAUUUAGGUGUGUAAAAUUAUUAUAAAAUAGUAAACUAUAAAUACGUAUAAGAAUGAUACUGUGUCCUAAGAUUCAUGAAUUUUUAUGGAAUAAUGAAUUUCCUCAGUACUUUAAGAUUUUAACCAAGUGGACUUAAAGGUAAGUGAAAUCCUAUGCAAUGCAUUCAGAUGAAGUGUCAUAUUUAAAUGUUAUAUGGUCUAAAUAUUUUAAGACAAUUGAAUGGUUCUGAAUGUUAAAUUUCUCUCCAUAGAGAUUGUCAAUAUUAUAUUCUUAAUAUGGAGUAAAGAAUGCAAUUAAGAUACCAUCACUUUAACAGCAGAUGGGGUUAAAAUAUCCACUUGGCUAGCAAGCAUUAUGCUUUUGAUCAUCAAGGGUACAUGCUAUGUUUUUGAAUUCCUUAAUUAAACAUCUCUGUUCUAAAUAAUUUUUGUAUAAUUUUGUCAAUAAAUAGUAGUCCCCAGUUUAACUAACAGUAAUUAACAGUAUAUUUCAUUAUGUAAGCAUUACAAAAUCUGUAAUCCCACCAACCAACAUUAACAUCUAAAUGAAAUGUUUAUUUCACAGAAAACAAUUUCAAACAUUUUGUUUAUAUUUUUUACAGAGUAAAUUUAAUGACCCUUUCAUCAAUAUAAUUUUAGGCAUAUUUCAAUUGAAUUUUUUGAGGCUUUUUCAAUUUUAUCCAUCAAAUCAGCCUUGAUUUCAAUGAAUGACAUUUUAAAAUAUUGGUGAAAAAAUCAAAUCCCUCUUUUCCCCAAUGCUGAGGGACAAAACCAAUAAUGUCAAAACUCUAAUUGUACUUUUUCUUCCCUCCCAAAAAAUGCACAUUGAAAUUUAAACAAAUAUAUGACUGAUCGUUGACCAUGCCUUUUGUGUUAAUCUAUUUUAGUGAAAGAAAGAAAUCAAAGUAGAAAGGUCAUGUCGUUAUCUCAACUGACCUGUCAGGUAAAAAGACAGCUUGACCCACAGCUGUUCCAGGGUUAGCCCACUUUUUUUGUUUAUUGUGUGCAUCUUUGUCCUGAGCUGGCUUUAAGGCACCAUUUGUAAACACGACAGUUGCAUCUUUCUGCAACAAUUAUAAGGGAUGUCAUCUAGUAUCAUUGGGUGUUAUGGCAUAGCAAUAUCUGUAUCAUUAGUUUUGUUUAAGUAUUAAUAUUUGAAUGCUAAAUGAAUCAAUCACUUUUCACUGAGUACAAAUAUGUAAGCUAGAAAUUUAAAAAAAAAAUCUUAUAAUUACAAAGCUAAGGGGAGAAACAAUGUCAUAUCUUCAAGCCUUGCCGAAGAGGGAGGAUCAUAAAAAAACUUUAAAAUAAGUUUUUUUUAUAGUUUGCAUGUAAAAAAAUUAAAAUAAUGUUUAUCCCCUCUUUGGUUACAUCACUUCAUCAUUGGAAGGACAAUCUCUUGUAUGUUAUUAAUUAGAUUUCAACUCACCUCUUCACUGAUGGGGACAGAAAUAGAAGCACUAUAAGUGAACUGUGGCCCAGUGGUGGCCCAUGACUCAGGGGGAGAUAAGAGUCCACCAACUGAUAUGGUUAAAAUGUUACUUCCUUGGAGUUGGGCUUCAUCUAACAAUGGCUGGUUGACAGAUAUUUUAAUGUCUACCUCAGGCUGGAAAAUUAAAUAAAGAACUCUUCAAAUUGAAAAAAAAACAACACAUCUUAUUGUUUAAUAAAUGAUACCAACUCCAAGAAAAUUAAUUAGAAACAAAAUUUCAGGAAGCCAGCAAAAUUGUUUACCAAAUGUGAGAUGAAGGAAAGUGAAAUCUUUAAAAAAAGAGAAUAAGAUAAUCAAUUUUAGUUUGAUUUUAAUAGACUAGCUUUCCCCCAUAUCACUGAAUUUAAAACAACAUAUAAAAUAAUGAAUUUAUUUAAUUCAAAUGGAAAUGAGCCUUCUAAUAAAUUUCGACCAACUCACCUUAGUAAUGUCUGGUGGGAGAUUGUCCAAAGGAGAUCCAGGAACAGGAAGAAUUUGCAGAGUUUGUUUCAAUUUUGUGCAUCCUAACAAAAUAAAACAGUUGCUUUUAAAUACUAUAUUUCAAGAAAAAAUUAUAAUGUAAAUAAAAGAUAACAUUUAUUUUUUGUAAAUCUGUUAACAAAAUUUAAAUUUAUAUUACAAAUUGGUUUUAAAUUAAUUAUAACACAUAUUUCACGUUGUCAUUUGGGAUGUAUUGAUUGAUUUUUCUGAGGAUUAAUUGUAAUGAAAACUUUUGUCAAUACUAAAAAAUAUGAAAACAUGAAUUAGGCAUUGCUGAUUCCCCAUUCUUUCAUAGAUUGUGGAAAUCUUUCCCCUAUUUACUUCUAUACAUCCCCUUUACUCUCCAUUAGUACACUGAAGUCUAUUGGGAGCAACCCUUACACUCAACUAACAGAAAGUAUGAAAACUUCAAGCACAUUUCUAAUAGUCAACUCUUUAUCUCCUUAUAUUAAGAAAUCAAAAGACUAAAAAAGUAAACCAAGUUUUCAAAUGUUUGAAGUUAUAAAUUUUAUGAAACAUACUUUUCGAAACUUCCUAAAAUAAUGAAAAAUUAGCCUUUUCAUUGAACAAAUCAAGAGUUCUUGCCUUUUACAAGGGGAGACAAAUCUAAGCAGCACUGUCCAAGUGUUAUAGUUCUUUCUUCCUUUUGUCGCUUUUCCUUUGGCAAAACUUCAAUAACUGUCACUGAAGACAAUGCAUUGCAACUUUAAGAAAAAUUGUCAUUAUUGUGAAAAAAAUCAGAAUGAUGGUUAAAAGAAUUAUUAUUAUUGAUCUGGGAAAGGGUUAGUUUAUAUUUAGAGGGGUUAUUAGACAUUAGUAUGAAACCAAAUUGUUUUAAACCAAUAUGUAUGAAACAAAUAAGUUCAAAUGGAAGUUUUCUCUACAGAGAUUUAAUAAAAUGUUUUUAAAAAAUGUGAGAGAUCGGGAAAAUGUAAAUCGUUAAUACAUUUUUUUUUCAGGGUCGCAAUGUAUGGUAGUGCAUCGAAUAGCAAGUUAUAGUGGUGCACAGCUUGGCCAGGUAUGGUAGUAGACAGGGUGGCAAGGUAUGUUAGUGCACAGAGUGGUAAGGUAUAGUAAUGGACAGGGUGGCAAGGUAUGGUACUGGACAGGGUGGCAAGUAUGGUGGUGCACAGAGUGUUAAUAUUUCUAAAGAUGAAGCAAGUAUGGUGGUACACAGAGUGUUAAUAUUUCUAAAGAUGAAGCGACUGUGUCACACUUAUUAACUAGUUUUCUGUUAAAACAUUUUAAAAUCCACUAUUGGCAUAGAGCCAUGUUUAUUGAACACUAGUAAAAACGUUUUUUUCAUUCAUAAUUACUUAUUGGGCUAAGCUAAUUGCCUCAUUCAGUCAGAAUAUAGAAUACCUUAUUUUUUUUAUAAGUUAACAUGUGCAGUACUCACAGACAACUGGCCUGUUAGUUAUCUCAUCAAGACAGGACGGAUCAUCAUAGAUGAUAUUAAGGAAUGUGUUAAAAUUACUUUCAGCAGAGACAUCAGGUGUGCACUCAAUCUUUGGGCUUUCCCCAAGCAAACGUUCACCGAGUUCAAACUUUAUAAAGACAGUGGCUCCCUCACUUCUUGAACCUCUCUAUAAAAUGUACAAAAUAUAUAUAUAUAUAUAUAUAUUAUAUAUAUAUAUAUAUAUCACAACAUCUUCAUACUAUUUAUAAUUAUAUGUUGUGCUAUAAAGUAAAAAAAAUAAACAUAAAUAAUAACUAUUUACAAAAUCAGAAUAUAUUCACUAAAUAUUAAAAUCUUUACAUUGCAAUAUAUAUUUUACUAAAUUAAAUUCUUAAAAUAAAAAAAUCUUAAAACUCUAAUAUUUUUAUCAUUUUAUUGCCAAGUUUGGAGGUAUAACUCAUAGACUUUGAAUUGAUAACAUUAAACCCACAGAAGCACAAAAAAAAAAUUAAAAUGUUUAAAAAAAUCUGCUAAAGGAGUUAAGGUAAUGUAAACACUUUUUACCAUAUGUUUGACUCUUUCCAAAGUAAUACAUACUGGCUCUGGACCACGAAAGUGUGAACUCUCAGCCUCAGUCAUUGCUAUGAGAAGGCAUUAGCGAGGAACAUGUAAAAGAUUAAUAACUAUUUUUUUUUAAACAUGCAUUUUAAAACCUAUAUCUAUCUUAUUUAAACAUACAGUAUUGAGUAUUAAUGUGAUAAAACUGAUCUAUCAAAUAUUUAGAUAGCUGUCAAGGAUUAAUGUCAUGUGACUUACAGACAUGCAACUGGUUAGAUCAGGAUGAUGGUGGAAUAUAUAAGUGAACACUUUGAAUUUGAAUUUAUAUAUUAUAUUAUAAUUUAAUGAUGCAAAUCUAAUGUAAAGUAUUGUAAAGUACACCCUCUUUAUUCUGAUAGUACUCUAUUAUAUCUAUAUUUAUUAUUUAUCUAUGCUAAACUACAACUGCUAGACUAGAAUGGAUCCCACAAACUUAUGUCGUAACUCUUGACAGAACAUACUCUGCCAAAAGAUGCACCUGGUUGAAAUAUGUCUUAUCACAAGUACUAUGGACUAUGGAAACCUUUAAGUAACUUAAUAUGACAUGAUCAUGAAGAAAAUAACAAACACUCUCUCAGUCUCUCUCUCUAUUAUGAAAUGAAACUUUUAACACAAAUUAAAACCCAUUGACUCAAAUCAAAACUAAACAUAACUAUUAACAAUUAGUAAAAAGUUAGAGAUUGACUGCACUGACUGUAGAAGUAAUAGUACUGUCAUUAAUAGUAACGUGGCUGUAACUGUAGAAGGUAGACUGACAGUUGUGAUGGUGGGCCAUGAAAAUUUAACGAUUUUUAAACAUGACAUAAAUUGACAUAAUUAUUUAUAUAUGAGCCCUACUAGAAUUCUAGUUAUUAUUUAUAGCUAAAUGAAUAACAAGCAUGGAAAUAAAAACAUAUGGCUUACCUACCAAUUAUGGAUAAAUGAUAUUUUGUAGUAUCUCUCUAAUUGAAAAAAAGCAAUCGUUUCCGAUUAGAAUGAACACACUGCACAGAGCAGUACUAAAGAGGUCACCUAGCAACACCCCAAGCCUUACAAAAUGUUAUUUCAAGUGCUGAAGAUUCAGAAAAAUCUUGUGGAGCUCUCCCGUUUUCUUUGCUUCUUUGCAGAGCAGUGACUUUAUUAAAAGUUUUAGGCAAAAUAUUUUUAAGAAUGAAGAAUUAAAUACCCUAAAUGAAAUAACGCCCUGGUAAGUAGGGCUAACUUAAUUAAAUAUAUAUCACCCACUUUCUAUUUAUUGUAGUUAUAAGGAAUUUCUAAUUCCUGCCUUUCUAAUUCAGGACAAGGAUCAUUCUGACCAGCUGAUGAUUCAGUUUCGGUUGUCAGUACUGUCUGUUGAGUUUGCAAAACUGAAAAUGAGUUGAGUUUGCAAGACUGAAAAUGAGUUUACUUUAAUUUUUAGAAAAAUAAACAAAUUUAAAAAUACCGAUUUGGCGCACACUGUUUAAAAUCACAAAUAAUUAAGAGUGGGAAACAGUGAAUUUUGACCGCAAGUUGGCUAGCUGUAAACUGUAACUGUAAAGUUAAAGACAAAGAUGAAUAAUGAAUAUUCAGAAUAACACAGCCUAUAUAUAGCCUCUAGGCUAUAGGAAAUUUAUUUUAUAGUCGGUUAAUUAUUAUAGUGGCAGUUGUCGAAGUGUUUGAAUUUGGUAGAUUGUUUACUCUAACUCAACUGACUCACUGAGCCUACUCAUAAAUCCUGGUGGAUGUUCCAACUCUAACUCAAUUGACUCAUUGAGCCUACUCAUAAAUUCUGGUGGAUGUUCCAACUCUAACUCAACUGACUCACUAAGCCUACUCAUAAGUUCUGGUGGCUGCUCCAACUCUAACUCAGCUGACUCACUGAGUCUACUCAUAAAUCCUGGUGGCUGUUCUACCUCUUACUCAACUAACUCACUGAGUCUACUCAUAAAUCCUGGUGGCUGCUCCGCAUUGAAUGAUUGUUGAUGGCGAAAAGCAUUAAUGGAAAUUAGUAUUAGGGGCCAUUCAUAAAUGGUGUCACGCAAAUGUUGUGAUUUUUAACCCCCCCAAUCUCGUCACAAAGUUAGAACCCCGCUAAAAUAUAAUGUCACUGAUUUCUGCACCCGCCAUAAAAAUUCCCUGUGUCCUCUACUUUUCUUUAAAAACCCUCAAGGAAUUCACCUCCCAUAGAUAUCAAAUUACUGCACCUGUGUCAGAAACAUUUCACUAGAACAGUGUUUCUUAAUGAGGGAUAAAAGUACCUCCUCAGACAUGAUGUGCAGAAGACCAGAAAAUUGUAUUUUCUGCCAUUGCUAGUUGUUGCUGCUUUUUUUAAAGAAAACAGAUUUUAUGCAUUUUGAUUAGCAGAAGUAAAUGUUUUUCUGGUGAAUUUUGUGUGCGCAUUACUUGUUUUGGUCAUUUUUUUCCUUAUUUAUAAAAAGUUAAGUAAAGAAAUAAAACUAUGAUAACUAAAUUAUUUAAUUAUUUUCAUAUUUUAAAUUUUAUUACAAUAUAAUUUAUAUGGUUGGAGGGGGUGGCAGCUAUCCAGAGAGCUGUAAGGGGCAACCCCCCAGAUGGUUGUGCGCAGGCCAUGUAAAAAAAAAACAAUGUUAUGAAAGCCAAUCAACAGAAACAUGGAGAAUACGAUCCAACCAUGAAUUAUACAGACUAUAUCAGGAUCCUACGAUAGUAGCAGAAAUAAAAAGAGGCAGGCUACGCUGGGCAGGACACCUAGAGAGAAUGCCAAAUGACAGAGGAACAAAGAGGGUGCAUCACCAAUACCCCAGAGGAAAAAGGCUCAAAGGCAGACCUAGUCUUAGGUGGAUAGAUGAUGUGGAAAAAGAUCUACAGCAGCUAAAAGUCCAAGCAUGGAAAAGAAAGGCAUUAUUUAGGUCUGAGUGGAAGGAAGUGGUGAGGCAGGCCAAAGCCCUACAUGGGCUGUAGCGCCACAGGGAUGGAUGGAUGGAUGGAAGGGGUGGUGUUUAAAACAGAGUGGGCCUGCAGUACUGCAAAAAGGUUAAGAAUCCCUGCCCUAGAGCAUUUACUAAGAUACAGGCCCCUUCCCCGGGUCAACCAAUUUUUUUUGUUCCCUCUCACUUCAUGUGGUAGUCCUAAUUCUAUGACUGCCGUCUCCACAUUUUAACAUCAAUUCUCACGACUGUCAAUAUCACUACACCCAUUUUCUCCCCGUCUGUGGCGGCCUGUAACUUGAUCAGAGGCCAUUUUUUUGGACCUUGAACUUGAAUACCUGUACUGGUUCUCUCAGUGAUUGUAGUUUGAAAAUAAAAUAAUUAUAAUUGCUGUAUCAAAGAAUAAUGUUAAAAAUAGCUGUAAUUUAAGGUUAUUAAGUGCAAUUCUUUAUUAUAAUAUUCCACUUUUCAUGUGAGGUCACAUUGCAUAAGCCCCCCCCCCCCUUCUUCUCAUCACACAUGAUCACAAAAAUUUGACACCCCCCCCCUCCCUCCCUUAGAUGCGUGACGUCAUUUAUGGAUGGCCCCUUAAACCAAUUUGUAAGAAAGAAUGUUUGAAAAAAUACAGCUAAUUUGAAUUAAAUGAUUAAAUAGGAAGGCCUAUAUCAUAUAUCUUAUAUCUAAUUGUGUCGAUUCAGGAUAACCAGAAAAACUAAGAAUGUGUCUCAGCUUGCUGCAAGACUCUGUCUGUUGCGUAAAUCAAUUAACAGUUUUCUGUUUGGUCCCUCAUUCAAGGUCAAUGUUGUAUCAUUGACUUUUAAGGUCAUAAUUAAGAGUUGUCUAAACUGAAAAAAACACUAAUAUUAAGCAUUAAUUACUAAGUAUUAUUAUGUUUUCUACCCAGUAUUUCCUAUUAGAAAUUGUUUUUAUCUUCAAAACGUCUCAUUAAAAAUAAAUAUUGAUUACACCUUCAGUUUCAUGACAUCCCAAAAAUAAUAAGUCAAAAUGACGCUUAAUUAAAAUAUUUUAUAGUUAAAUUUAAUAUAUUAUAGAUCUUUUUCCUAUCUUGCUAUGUAUUUUUUAAGGCUUUGCCCUACCUUAUACUUAACCUAUUUUCUGAUUUUGCUCCAUUUGGCCAAACAAAAUUUGACAAAUAUUGAUGCUAGUCUUACAUUCCUUGCUCAAACAGCCCUUGGCAUACCUGUUGAACUUCAACAAAAUAAAAUUUUUGAGCUUGGCAUUACUUUUCAUUAUAUAAUGUAAAGAUUUAGUGUUUUUCAUUAUCAUCUUGACCUUUUGUACACCUCAUCCAGGAAAUGAAGGCAAUAAUUCAGAGAGUAAUUAAAGCAAGUGUCACAGGUACAGUUGUUUAAUGACUUGAUCACAUUGUUACUUAUCACAGCUGUUGUGAUGUUGAUUUCUAGUCUAUCACAGCUGCUGUUAUGUUAAUUUCUAGACCAUCAUAGCUGUAAUGUCAAUUUCUAGUCUGCCAUACUUGUUUAAUUAAUUUCUACUAUUAUAGCUGUUUUAAUUUGUACACCAUCAUAGCUGUUAUGUAAGUUAUGUUUACUUAUAUCUAUCACAGCUGUUAUUUUGAUUUUUUUUGUCUGGUACAGUUGCUCUUAUUAUUAUUUUUUUUAGUACAGCUGUUGUGUUAGUUUCUUGUUUGUUAUUGUUAUUGGUAUCGGUACUUAUUCUGUUUGUUUUUUUACAUUUUCUGGUACAGCUGUUAUGAUUGCUUUGUAAUUUGUUAAGAUUUGUGUAUUUUUAUUUCUCAUUUUGUGUUGAUCCUAAUUCAAAGAUCCUAAAACUAAGUGUUUUUUUAAACAAACAAAACAUUAUUUAAUUAUUACACAUAAAAACUGUAAUUUACAAAAUUUACUUAGGUUUUGAAAAAUAAUCUACUGUAUAUACUCAAGUAUAGGUCACAACAGUAUAAAGGUCGCACCCUUAGCUCGGGGUGUUACAUGACCCUUUUUAAUUUAUAUAAUACCUAAAAUUUGUCCGACAGAUAUACUGGCAACAAAAAUGUUUCUAUAACAACUUGAAAAUUAAUCAUCAUAAGCUAAGUGAUUUUUAUUAAACAUUUUUUUAGCAUAAUCGAGAGCAAGGUAGAAAAUGAUUUAAAUUUUUUACAAAUGACUACUCCACACUGAAUAACGGUAAGCAAAAUUGAUGUCACAUUCAUGUUUUAAAAAAUUUUUGGUAAAAAAAGUGAGACUUAUAUGAGAUUAUACGUGGUAGGUUGUAACAAUUUGAGUAUUUUUACACAAUUUAUACCUGAAUAUUUUAAAAUAACUUCUAGUUGAUAAUGAAACGGUUGGAUCUAUCGGACGUGGAUUAUGUGUUUUGGUUGGAAUCUCCCAUCAUGACACAGAAAAAGAAAUGGAAUAUAUGUGAGUUUUAAGGAAAGAAUUAGUUGGAAAUCUGACUAAAGUGUGAAUAGGUUUAUUAAAUGACAGUGCCCCUUCAUUUGAAACUCUUUGGCAAAUAUCUUUUCAAAAUGUUACUCAUCAUUCUUAAAGCCCUGGCUUAUUCAUGGCAUCUAGUACUAGUACUAGUAUCAUUAAAAAAAUAUAUUAUCCUAUUUCAUUUAUUGAAACAUUUUUAUUUAAUGCUUUUUUUGUAGAGUGAGGAAAAUUUUGAAUAUCAGAUUAUUUAGUGAUGAGUCUGACAAAAGAUGGAUGAAAAGUGUCAUGGAUAUGGGAUAUGAAGUUCUCUGCAUCAGUCAGGUAAACCUAGUUUCAAAUUCACCUUUUAUGAUUGAAAUAUACAUUUGACUUUUUUGAUAGAACUAUGGUAUGUAUGUGACUUAGCAAAAAGAUUUUAAUUAAAUUUGUAAGUGUGCAAAGCUCACAGUUACAUGAUGAUUAAUGAAAACUAUCAUUAUUUGAAAAUAGAGGCCAUAAUUUAAAGUUUAAAAAAUAUUCAAGAUAUUGCUUAAUUUGAAAUAGAUUUUUAAACAAGUUUAUUGCAUUUACAUACUUGUUAUUGUGACGUGACGUACGUUGUCUAGAGGUCGGUCCCCUGCGUACUAGCCACAGAACAAUUUUUCAAGGGUCUAGAACCCCUUUAUUUCCAGCUCCUACAGAGCUGACUCUUGCUCCAAGUAUCAACAAACAAUUCAGGCAUUCAGGUUUUCUUAUUCAUUGGCUAUGUGUGUCUAACAAUGGAAAACUUUAUUAGAAAUAAGCUCUGGUGUUCAGAAUAAAAAAACUCCACAUACUAUACAAAGCAGUUAAAGUUACACUUACACAAGUCCUUUUCCAUCCGUAGGAAAACUCACUGCCUUCACAAGACAAAAAUCAUACACCAUAUCCACAGCACUCGCCACUGUUCACUCCUUAAAAACUCAUCUCACACACGUGGUUCCUCCCGACACAGCACACCGGUCAUACCUUGACCGAGAAAAAUAAAAACUCGUGGGGCACACGGGGAAAAGAAACUCACCCAAAUUAACAUUAUAAAAGUUGACACAGAAAAACUCACGCGAUCUGACCGUGACAGUUAUAUUUAAGUACCGGUAUAUUUUAAUUGUUAGAGCAUACUAAAAUAUUCAAAUAAAUACAUGCUUCCUUUCCAUCCUUGUUAUUGUGGAGAAUAAAUCACAAAUGUCUUGGUCAAUCAAAUCCAUGCUAUUCAUGAAAACUGAAAGCUAUACAAGGGGAUGCUUAUAUACGACAUCUGUAACACAGCCAACAGUUUUAAACCUCAAUAAAAUAACUUUGUGCACAACCCAGGAUCUGUCUGAAGUCUAAUGUUUUUAAUUUCUAUGUACUGUAGGUUAAAUUUUAACAAGGUUAAAUGACCCUAACUUAUUUAUCAUGCAGUUUACACUGGAGGCCAGAUUAAAGGGAAAUAAGCCAGACUUCAGUGAUGCAAUGGCCCCUGGAGCUGCACAGCUAUUUUACAAUCAGUUUUUGGAGGCAUUGAAGACUCAAUACAAACCAGACAAAAUUCAAGGUGGUCAAUUCAUUUUCGUACAGUGAUGAGAUGCUCUAAAUCAACCGAUUUAAAACAUUGAUUUAAAUAAUAUUUGAUUAUAUAAUCUACCGGUAUUAAUUUUUUAAAGCACUUGCUAACAAAAUAACUUCUGUUGGAUUUUAUGUAUUAUUAGUCACAUAAUAUAUUAUUUCUAAAUAAUAAUUAUGCUUGCACAAGCUUAUAAUAAUAAAUUUCAUCUUUAUUCAAUAUUACUUUUUAGAAAUUAGAAAUUGAUUUGGGGUUGAGAAAGCUGGAAAACUAGUUUUUCUAUUCAAAUUAUUUCAUCAGCAUGCUUUGUUGGAAUCAAAUGACAUUAAAAAUUACAAUAUUAUGACAAGUGGGCCCCCACCAAGAAACUUUUACAAAACCUUUCACAAUACAAGAAUUGCGAACCGCACUCGGAAAGUGCAAAAUGGCAAAAGCACCCUGACAAGGUUCAUAAUGAAAUGUUACCCCACCUAGGAAAGCAUUCAAGAGAAAUAUUGCUAGCUCUCAUUAACAGGACCUAAAACAUAGGUAACAUGCCGAAAGCAUGAAAAAAUGCCAUUGUUAUCCCCAUUCCCAAAGAAAGUAAACCAGGGCAUCUAUCAGCCAGCCAUGGUCCAAUUUCCCUCACAUCUACACUGUAGUUUUUAGUGGGACUAAUCUUCACUAGUUUUAAAUGGGACUCAUCUACACUGUGGUUUUUAAUGGUACCGAUAGUCUCAUGUUUUCUUUCUACAAAACAGAUGGCAAAUUUGCAGCAUACAUGCAAGUCCAUAUCCAAAAUGAUGGCCCCGUUACUAUUCCGCUUGAAAUCAAGCCAAAGAGAGAGGAUGGUGACAAGGUGGAUUGAUAGUUUUCAUAGAUUGAUACUUUUACUAUUAUUUAGUAAUGGCAUAAAUGUUGCAAAAGAUUGAUAGCAUUCAAAGACUGAAAUGUUCACUAUUGUUUUACUCAUUUGCUAACUGAAUGUACAAAAUCUUGUUUCAGGGAAACAAAAAGAAAGAAGCAUCUUCCCCUAACGCCAAGCCUGGAGCAACAAAUAAAGAAUCUUGACAGUACAGAGAUUUAGUUUUAUGUUCUAGUCCUUGUCAAGAAAUUUAUUUAUUAAAUGCAAUGCAGAGUUAACUGAGUUAUUUUGGUGUAGCAGAGCUUUAAAGACUGGCCAUCAGAAUAGCUGUGAUGUAGCAAAAGUUUACACUCGGGCCAUCAGAAUAGCUGUGAUGUUCUGGUAGCUAAUGUUUACGCUAUGGCCAACAGAAUAGCUGUGUUGAUACCAGUAGCUAAUGUUUACACUCUGGUCAUCAGAAAAGCU
Messenger RNA from Lymnaea stagnalis (great pond snail), 12154 nucleotides. The record is from the annotation of a GenBank genome assembly. NCBI's taxonomy places the organism in Eukaryota, Metazoa, Mollusca, Gastropoda, Lymnaeidae.